Pleurotus ostreatus (oyster mushroom) is the source of this 1017-nucleotide messenger RNA. RefSeq names its product Malate dehydrogenase, cytoplasmic (gene MDH1). The transcript is spliced from 6 exons. The record is from RefSeq and is a predicted model, not a curated record. Gene Ontology annotation, cellular component: mitochondrion; cytoplasm. NCBI's taxonomy places the organism in Eukaryota, Fungi, Basidiomycota, Agaricomycetes, Agaricales, Pleurotaceae. Gene Ontology annotation, biological process: tricarboxylic acid cycle; malate metabolic process. Bases 1 to 1017 code for a protein of 338 amino acids. Gene Ontology annotation, molecular function: L-malate dehydrogenase (NAD+) activity.
AUGUUCGCUCGCACUGCUGCCCGCACGCUCGCCGCCCCCUCGUCCAGACUUUUCUCAUCGUCUGCUUCAAGAUUGACCAAAGUCGCUGUUUUGGGUGCUGGAGGAGGAAUUGGACAACCUCUCUCGUUGCUGCUAAAGAGCGACCCACUGGUGACAUCUCUGAGCUUGUACGACAUUCGUGGUGCUCCUGGAGUCGCCGCGGAUGUCAGCCACGUCGACACUGGAAGCGAGGUUACCGGCUAUGCUGCUGACCAGCUCGAUCAGGCCCUGGAGGGUGUCGAGGUCGUUGUCAUUCCCGCUGGUGUCCCAAGGAAGCCCGGAAUGACGCGUGACGACCUGUUCAACACUAACGCCUCUAUCGUCCGUGACCUUGCCGCUUCGGUAGCACGUGUAUCCCCAGAAGCUCACAUCCUCGUCAUCUCCAACCCCGUCAACUCCACCGUCCCCAUUGUCGCUGCUACUCUCGAGAAAGCCGGUGUCUUCAACCCAGCACGCGUCUUUGGUGUAACAACCCUUGAUGUCGUCCGUGCGGCCCGUUUCCUUGCUGGUGUCUCCGGCGUUUCCCCCUCAGAAACGGUUGUUCCCGUCGUUGGAGGACAUAGUGGACCGACGAUUGUUCCCCUCCUCUCGCAAACCAAGUACGGAAAGAGCAUCAUCGGCGAAGUGUACGACAAGCUCGUCCACAGAAUCCAAUACGGUGGUGAUGAGGUCGUCAAGGCUAAGGACGGCGCUGGAAGUGCUACCCUCUCCAUGGCUUACGCUGGUGCCAAAUUCGCCAACGCUCUUCUCCGUGGAUUGAACGGCGAGAAGGGUGUUAUCACCCCCACCUUCGUCAAGAGCCCCCUCUUCGCUGACCAAGGCAUCGACUUCUUCUCUUCCCUGGUUGAACUCGGCCCUAACGGUGUUGAGAAGAUCCACCCCAUUGGUGAACUCUCUGCUGAAGAGCAGAAGCUCCUUGAGGCUUGCUUGCCUGAGUUGAAGAAGAACAUUGAGAAGGGCAAGGCUUUCGUCGCUUAG